CCCUGUGCUUGUGCCGCCUUCGGCCGGAGAAACUCCGGUCCCGGCUGCUCCUCCUUGGUUUGAAAAUCAAGGAAUGAGAUCAUCACUUAGUAGUAGUCUGCUGCACUCAACUUCACCCAGCAUAUAACAAUGAAUCGCCCUGCUUGGUUGAUGCAUCUGUCGUUCGAUAUAGACCUCCGUCGUAGGAGUGUCCAUGAUUUUUGUUCGUUCCGCCCUCCCUAGAUCGAUAUACAUUUUCUGCAAUCGAUCUCUGCCAUGAAGUCCUUCUCGGUCGUCCUAGCGGCGUCGCUUGCCUUCUUACCUUCUCUGUCGCGUGCUCAAUCCUCCUCAAGCUGUGGUCCUGCCCCGUCAGGCUCCAUUCAGCCGUCGCUCGCCUCCGGAUUCUCUUACCAGGUCGUCGCAACAGGCCUCUCGACACCCCGCGGAAUAUUGCUCGAUGGUGCAGGAAAUCUGUUAGUGGUAGAAUCAGGAAGAGGUGUUGUAUCCGCCCAUACACUGAAUGAGCAAAAUGGCUGUGUCUCUGUCAGCACGUCUUCUGACGUUACAGCCAAUAUGAGUCUGAAUCACGGUAUUGCAUUGUCAGGUGACGGCAACACGCUUUAUGCAUCUUCUCCUGAAAGCGUCUAUUCCUGGAGCUAUGAUGGGAGUGCAAAGACUGUCUCAAACGAAGAGACAAUCGUGGCGAAUAUGACCACGAAUGACCACACCACAAGAACUUUGUUGCUGUCUCAAAAGGCUCCCGGUUUGCUCGUUGUCACAAGAGGAAGCACAGCCAAUAUUGACUUCGAGGCUGCGAGUCUGAGUUCAGGCCAUUCACAAGUAAAAGCGUUCAACCUGCAAAACAGAACAAGUAUGUAUGAUUUUGAUACCGACGGUCUGCGCUUAGGUUGGGGUUUGAGAAACGACGUCGGGGUUGCUGAACAUCCCGGAAGUGGAGGUAUCUACACCGUGGAGAACUCAGCCGACCAGCAGACCCGCAUGGGUGUUGAUAUACACGAGAAUAAUCCUGCUGAGGAGCUGAACUUUUUGGGCUAUCUCAAUGGCACCAGCUAUGCUGGACAAGGAGGCAAUUUCGGAUACCCAUGGUGCUUCUCUGCAUGGAACAUCUCUGAGUUGCCUGACAACAGCAACCUUACUGUGGGCAGCCAAUACGCCAUUGAUGCAUCCUCGGACUCCGACAAUCAGAAUCGAACAGACGCCUAUUGUGCCCAGCAGGAGGCGGCACGUCUGGUGUUCCAAGCCCACAUGGCGCCGCUGGACAUCAAGUUCAAUAACAGUGGAGCGGAGGCCUGGGUCACUUUCCACGGUAGCUGGGACAGAACUGUUCCUGUUGGAUACAAGAUGUCUGUGAUCUCGUUCAAUGAGGAUGGAGAACCUGUGGAUAGCAUCACAAGUCUGACUGCAGCACGGGAUGUCUUUGCCAACGAGGACAAUUCGAAGUGUCCAGGUGGUUGCUUUCGCCCUGUUGGCAUGGCCAUUGACCCACAAGGACGGAUAUAUGUGUCUUCUGACGCAUCCGGCGAGAUAUAUCUGAUAUCCAAAGCCUCGGGAGCCACUAUCCCUGGAGCGUCCUCAACCUCAUCAGGAACUGCAACUGCCACAGCAUCGACAUCGGCAUCGGCAUCGGCAACGUCGAGUGGUGCUGCAAACAUCGUCGGCGCCCCCAUGUCCGACCGUUUCGGCGUCCUCGCCUACCUGCUACCUCUGAUCGCGUGGAUGCUAUGAAGUAGCUGGAAACGUUGAGAGCCCAAUGACUUAUAGUCAGGAAGCUUACA
This is a messenger RNA of Exophiala viscosa, 1775 nucleotides long. Its product is annotated as soluble quino protein glucose/sorbosone dehydrogenase. Lineage: Eukaryota; Fungi; Ascomycota; Eurotiomycetes; Chaetothyriales; Herpotrichiellaceae. The record is from RefSeq and is a predicted model, not a curated record. Bases 256 to 1725 code for a protein of 489 amino acids. The transcript has 2 exons.